GAUUCCAAUUUUUGCUGGAAUGUCCCUUUAAUUUAAAAAAAAAUAUAUAUAAAUGAAAUAUUCUUCAAAAUCCUGAUAAAACCCAUUUCUGUUGAGCUCAAGGAAUCCUACUGAAAAUUUAGACGAGGUUUUGAUUGGAACUUUCCAAUCACUGCUCUCAGAAUGAUUUGCAUAAUAAUUAUUAUGCAAGUGAACUCCUAUCCACAUGCGUAAUAGGGCAAUAAAUUUGUGCAUGCACAGUGCCACAGGGUCAACUCCAACAUCCUUAUUGAUUGCCAAUCACAUGAGUGCUCUGGCAGGAUGGAUGAAAACUCUCAAUGCCGCUGACAUUAGUGUAUGGUGAUGAAGGCAAUGCGCUUGCUCCCGCGAUCUAGGUAUCCCUCCGAGGGCUUGGGAGAAAAAAAAAAUUCAAUACAUUUUUUUGUAAAAACUAAAAAAAAAAAAAAAAAAAAAAGAAUGCAGGUGAAUUAGGUAUUUUUAAGGUACAUUUUUUUAAAAUCUGUGUUUAAUUAAAUGUAUCAGUGUCAUUGUAUUUACCAAUAUAGAAAUAAUUAAUUGCUAUUACGCUCAUCGUUACCUGCUAUUAACUUCUGUAUAAUAUCAUUUGACGUAAGCAUGUGGUCUUGUUUGCAAAGUCUUCCUUUUCACUGUGUGGUCUGUUAUGGUGUAAUCAGGCUUUGAGUAAUAGGGGUGGGGCUUCACAAGUUCUCAUAACAAUCAGCACAGACAGGCAAGCUACUCAUAUCUAAAAUGAUGGAGCAUUAGGAUCACCCUUAGAAUUUGUUUUUGGAUUUAUAAGCACAGCAGAAUGAUUCAAUUAUUCAGUCUGAAUGAUCUGGCCGUAAGACUAGAAAGCACCUAUCAGAAUCGGACACGCUACAUGGUGGUUGUUUCAACAAAUGGAAGACAAGAUACUGAAGAGAGCAUUGUAUUGGGGAUGGAUUUUGCAUAUAAUGAUAGCAGCACGUGUACUAUUGGCCUUGUACUACCCCUGUGGAGUGACACUCUUAUCCAUCUGGAUGGAGAUGGAGGGUUCAGCGUUUCAACCGAUAACAGAGUUCACAUAUUCAAACCUGUUUCUGUACAAGCUAUGUGGUCAGCCCUGCAGAGUUUACAUAAAGCCUGUGAGGUAGCCCGAUCCAGUAAUUAUUACCCAGGCAGCCUUUUUCUAACAUGGGUUAGUUAUUAUGAGAGUCAAAUCAACUCUGACCAGACAUCCGUCAAUGAAUGGAAUGCCAUGCAAGAUGUGCAGUCCCAUCGCUCGGAUUCACCGGUGCUCUUUACUGAUGUCCCAACAGAGCUUGAGCGUACAGAACGUUUAAUAAAGGUGAAGCUGAGAGAGAUCAUGAUGCAGAGAGACCUGGAAAAUAUCACAUCUAAAGAGAUUCGGACAGAGCUUGAAAUGCAGAUGGCUUGUAAUCUGAGAGAGUUUAAGGAAUUUAUUGACAAUGAGAUGAUUAUUAUCUUGGGACAGAUGGACAGCCCUACAGAAAUUUUUGACCAUGUGUACCUGGGCUCAGAGUGGAAUGCCUCCAAUCUAGAAGACUUGCAAAACAGAGGAGUGAGGUACAUCUUGAAUGUGACACGAGAAAUCGAUAACUUUUUCCCUGGAGUAUUUGAAUAUCACAAUAUUCGCGUGUAUGACGAGGAGGGCACAGAUCUGCUGGCAUAUUGGAAUGAUACCUACAAAUUCAUCUCUAAGGCAAAGAAGCAUGGAGCUAAAUGUCUUGUGCACUGUAAAAUGGGUGUGAGCCGCUCGGCCUCCACUGUAAUUGCCUAUGCUAUGAAGGAAUACGGCUGGAACCUGGACAGGGCCUUUGACUAUGUGAAGGAGCGACGUACAGUGACCAAGCCUAACCCUAGUUUCAUGAGGCAGCUUGAGGAAUAUCAGGGCAUUUUGCUAGCAAGCAAGCAGAGGCACAACAAGCUGUGGCGGUCACAUUCAGACAGCGACCUUUCAGAUCAUCAUGAGCAAAUUGGGAAAACAGGAAUGGAUCUGAGCAAAAAGGAUAUCACCUCUUCAGCAGAGCAGCUUACUGACAUGCACCAUUCUUUUUCCUUGGAUCCUGAAAUGGAGAACUGCAACCCUGAAACCCCCAACAGCGACACCUUGUUCAACAAGACCCAUGGGCACUUUGAGUUCACAUCAUGCGACUUUCACACUGGACAAAUAGAAGAUAUUUUAAACUUAAAUACCAUGAACGGGUGUCCAUCACGGUGCUGUUCAGAUGAGCCCUCGCUAUUUCUUGAUAACUGUAGAAUGGAAAGACCCACAAAGGGUUUACGUCCAUUACAAGAAUCGUUCAAUAUUCGAUCAGAGCUUCCUGGCUUAACACUGGAGGACAUGGAGAAGGACGCAUUAAAAAAUGAUGUAAACUGUCCGCUGUCGCCACUAGAAGAAUUUGAUUUACACUUGCAAAACCCUCUAGAGUCUCCUGAUGAAAUACCCCUUACAUCACAAUCUCAAAAUCCUAGUACAGACAGGAUUGAUUUCCAUAGUGCACUGGAAAAGUUUGUGGAACUCUCUCAGGAGAAUCGUUCACGAUCAUCUUCCACUACUCGAACUGAUGAACUAACAGGCAGUGUGAGGAAUGGUACCUUAAAAAGUUCCUGGUUGGAAGCACCAAUCUGUGAGAGCCUUGUAGACAACCAGAGGAUUAAUUCUGAUGAAAACACCUCUCAGGCUUCUGAGGACUCCUCUACAGAUGAGGAACAGCCAAAGGAACUUACAGUACAGAUUGUUCAAGAUCUUUCCAAGACACACUCUGAAAAUUCAAUAUCUGUAAAGGAGAUAAUUACAGAGCUAGAGUCCUUUAAUCAAGGAGCAGGUCAGUGCCAACAAAAAACAGACAAUCUGUCUAGCCAAGCACAAACACCAAAGAGAAAUACAAUCCACGAGCUGCCACUUGAGUCAGCCUGGGAGCAUGAAAGCUGCAAGCUGGAACAGAAUGAAGGAAACCAUGUGCUGCAACAUGAAAGAGACUCUAAACUCACAAGUCACGAUGAGAAGCAGGCUUCUCAAGAAGAUUGUGACUUAUCAAAUGUAGCAAAUGACCAUCAGGAGCUGUUGGAACAGGCAGCCAAAUGGUGUGCCGGUUCAGUCCGGAGAGCAACAAUGGAAUUUGAAGAGCGCUUAAGGCUAGAACAAGAACAGCAAAACUCUGCGCCUGUGCCAAUACGAAAGAACUCGAAGAACGACUCUGUCACUUGUGAUGCUGCACCUAAGGGAAAGCUUGAAGAGACUGCACUUGACACACUACAUGGAGAGCAAGAUAGAGAACGAAAAGUUAGAGUAAAAAUAACAGAGUCUGAGGCUACAGAACCUUCUAAAGCUGAGCCUUCUGCAGAUUUACUAUCAUCUCCAUUAUCUGAGCCCCAGUCUGUACAAUUCAGACACGAAUGCCCUUUUUCAGAAGUUUCAAUCAAACAUAAAGGAGUGACUAAAGAGCACAGGACGCUUCUUACAUUUGAAGACUCCGAAAGAGAGGCAGAGCCAAAACAACUUCCAAAGAGAAUAGAAAUUAUAGAAUAUAACCUUGGUAUUAAGUCUCCAGAUAACAAUGACAAUGAUAUUUCCCCUCUUGGGACUGGCAGUAGUAGUGACUUAAUUUUAGAGAAAAAGACUAUUUGCUCAGAAGCACCUUUUAAAGACAUUUGUUCAGAUUUUUCUCCUAUAGAAGACUCAACUUUGCCCAGAUCCUUUGUUAUUGGGAGCCCUAAAGAAGCACAGAGUAGUUUGAUGAGCCCAGACAGUUCUCCUUUAAUAACUCCCGCAGCAUGUUUACCUUCAAUUAAUCCUGACAUCCAGGCUAACCAGUGCUCCUUUACAGUUGAGGGCGUAACAGAAGCAUCCUCCAGUACAGAUAUGAAUCUAGUUGGUUUGUUCUCUUGCACUGACAAAUAUGUUCCUGAUGCAUUUGGGGACCUUGGUGAAAUGAUGCAAAGGGGAAGUGACAGUGCCUUGUCCCAGCUGAGCAGCGAAGAUCUUUUUUUAAUUAAUAAGCUGACAGAAAAUAUACGUGAGCUACAUGAAGUAUUGGACAUUUCUUCAUUUUCUUUUGGCCUUCCCCACAGCUCAAGUAGUGACAGCAUAAAAGACUUAGGUAGUAACCCUGGUGUUGUUAAGCAGCGCGCUAAAGAAAUUGAGGCACGGAUUCGGCAAGCUGGCCUCACCACUCCGUCCCAGAUGAAACGUUCUGCCUCUUUAGCUAAGUUGGGCUGUUUAGAGCUCUCUAAAGAUGAUUUAUCAGAGAGAGAAUCUGUCUCGUCCGAUAAUAACCAAACAUACCCAGAGCUACUUCAGACCUCCAUGCAAAAUGUACCAGGAAAUUAUAUAGUAACACCAGAGACCAGUUCAGACGACCCACCAGAAAAACGGUGCAUCAUCUCUAUACAAGCUUCCUCGGGACCUGAACCUACUAAACAUUUUGUAGAACAGAUAAAAACUUCAGAGUGCAUAGUGCAAAGCAAACCAGUGGAAAAGCCUCUUGUGCAGUAUGCCAAAGAGUUUGGUUCAACUCAGCAGGAUUUAUCUCUAAGAACAGAAUCUGAAUUAAUGGUCUCCAAGGGGAACCUACAAUCAUUGGUACCCACUGCUUCAGACGCACUGGUAACUAUACCCUUCAGGCAUCAACAUGGUAGAACUCAUCCUCUGAGGAGACUUAAAAAGACCAAUGAGAAGAAGAGGACAACAAACCCCUUAUACAAUACCAUGUGAUCUUAGGACUUUUAUUUUGUGUUGUCAUUCUCCUAAAGGGGCAGGUGUAAUAUGUGAGGAACGUGCACUUUAUUGGUUAAUUUUAUAUAUUUUGACAUAUUAUUUUACUGUUCCUGAUGCAUGUAGAUUUGGAGUCCCUAUCUCUUUCCCAUUUUGUAAGUAGUUCCUGACUGCACACAUUUAAGUUAGUGUAAAUAUAUAAAUAUAGACAGACUUGUUUUGUUUUUUGUUGGUUGUUUUUUUAAACUAUGAAAACCUCAAAUUUUGUUUUAAGAUGCAUUGUUUUACAAGCAAACCUACAGGUAACUUGGACUCUCCUUUGGCCUUGUUGCCUGUUUGGUAAUUCUAAGCUGUGGGUGCUUGGCACAUUCAAAUGCAAUGGAUCUCAGUCCUCGAAACUGAAAGAGGCAAACCUAUGUCCUUGUCAGAAGGCAGAAUGUUUUUUGUUCCUUACAACAACUGUGAACAUGUAGUAUAGGACACUUGAGAUUAAUUGCUUGUCUUGCUGGUGCUGCACAAAGCAGUUGCCAUCUGUUCCUCGGUUGUACAGAACAAUCCCACCUAAAGCUGUGCUAGUUGUUAUUUUAGAAUUAUUGUUUUUAUGCUUUUUAAAAGUCAUUUUUUAAAUAAUUCACGUUCUAUCCGUGGAUAAAAUAAUUGUUUGCAUUCUGCACCUAAUGCCUUUUUGGGGUCAGAAGAUCUAAGGGCAGCUCAUUUUACUAUCAGUGAAUUUGGACUAAAAUCCAUAAAGCCAAUGGCCUAUUGAUUUCCCAUUACCUUAUUGCAGCCUUCAUAUAUUAAGCAAGAGAGGGGUUUGGUCCAAUUAGUGUGAAAUACAUCAUGGGAUAUAUCCACUGCUUUGUCAGCACUGAUAUUCUGUACAUCAUUUUGGAAAUAUUUAAAGAAAUCAGGGUGUGGGUUUGGUCUCAGGUCUUUAAAAGAAGAGAGCACUCUGAAUAAUUACACUGUCCUUGGCUGUGAUAACAUUUCUGGCCCAUUCCAACUAUAAUCUCUUUACAUUGAAGCCUUAAUAACAUUCAUUUAUUUAUUAUUAUUUGUUCAAAUUGGUGUAUGUUACUUUCUAGGUCUGCAUUGCUGCUUAUCUUGUGAUAAGUGGCUCCAGCAAUGUAAAGUGUAAACAGGUGACAAUAUUGUAGUCGGAAAAGCAAAUCUAUGUUAGAAUGUGUAAUCUAAGAUCUAUCUCGUAGGGUUUAACCCUUCAGUACUUGAAUACUGCAGUGGUCCUUCAGAGUUUAUGGCCAUAAUAUAUGUUUGCCUUGUACUUCUUUGUUUACUGACCCAUGGUUCCCCCGUCUCCCACAUUUUAUCCUGAAGAACCUCUCCACUCAAUGCUGCCUAUUUGUUCUAACCUAAGGACAUUUAAAUGUUACACAGUGUGUGUGUGUGUGUGUGUGUGUGUGCGCUUGUAAUUUGAUGGAAAGGUGGUUCAAAGUGUUUGUUGGGCUUCCUGGAUCUGUUCUCUGCCUCUCAAAUUAUAUACAUGUGUGUAUGUGUGUGUAUAUAUAUAUAUAUAUAUAUAUAUAUAUGUUAUGUGUGUAUAUAUAUAUAUAUAUAUAUAUAUAUAUAUAUACACUGUAUAUCUAUUUUGAGAUUUUGGGGGUUUAAAGGCUAAUUGCUGCAAACUGGAAAUACUCCAAUUUUGUGAUUUUAAAAUUUGUACAUUUCCUUCUAUUGUAUGUUUUAUUUUGCUGCUAUGCUCACUGUGCAGAAGGAUUUCUAAUAUAUUUGGAAUCUACGAUCCAUGAUAUUAAAAAGCAGUCCUGUCCCAGCUAGUAAGUGAAUUCUGAAAAUCACUUAGAGUUGUUGGUCAGGCUGUAUUCAUAUAUUUCCCAUUUUUAUGAGCCUUCUCUGCUGUGACUUAGUAAGCACAAAGGUUUCUAUAAUGUUGCACAUUGUUCCAAAAUCACUGGGCAGAGUAUAUCUUACAGUAUGUGUACAGCUGAAAUUAAAUUACUCCAUGGUUGCUCUCCUAUUGCUGCAAUAAAAAGCCAAUCGAGAACAAGUUCUCAGUUAUAAUGCAGUUCCUAUUAAUUUAUUAACGGGACACGAAACCCCAAAUGUUUCUUUCAUGACUUAGUUGGAACAUACAAUCUUAAACAACUUUCCAAUUUAUUUUUUAUCAAUUUUGCUUCAUUCUCUUAUUAUCCUUUAAAGAAGGAGCAGCAAUGCACUACUGGGAGCUAGCUGAACACAUCGGUAAGCCAAUGACAAGAGGCAUAUGUGAUCCAGCUCCUGAGCCUACCUAGGUAUGCUUUUCAACAAAGAUACCAAUAGAAUGGAGCAAAUUAGAUAAUAGAAGUCAAUUGGAAAGUUGUUUAAAAUUGCACGCUCUAUCUGACUCAUAAAGAAAAUAUUUGCAUUUUAUGUCCCUUUAAUUUGUAUUGUGCAUUGUGUAGUUACAUAUUGCCAUUACUAAACUGUAAUUGAAAUGCAGUAUCACAUUCUGAAGGUUAAAAAAGAAGAGUUUUUAUUUGCAAAUCGAGUGAUCAAGGAUACAAAAAAUGAUUACUUGACCGUUCAUUGCUGUGUUCAAUCCUAAUCAAGCUGCAUAAACAGCUUGUGUGUGAGCCAUAGAGUAAGUUACUUUUCGUGGUCCUGUCUUGCUGUUUUCACCUAAGUGAUGUUGUCUUAUUGAUGUAAUUGAUGGCGGCUGUGCGGAACCGAAUUCUGACUUCAUGCAGGUUUGCUCUAUACAGAAAAAGGAGCAUACCACAGAGACUCUCAAAGCAGCUCUUUUCUUGUCAUGUUUUGUUUUGUAUAAUGAAAAAUCCACUAAAUUGUUUUUUUUAAGGGCAUUUUUGUACAAAAUCUGUUCUUUGGUCUUUUACAGAAAUACUGUGGUUGAGGAAAAUUAUUGUUUACAAUGUGAAUAUUAAACCUGAACAAACAAAAAAACAAAAAUAA
Bombina bombina (fire-bellied toad) is the source of this 7642-nucleotide messenger RNA. RefSeq names its product slingshot protein phosphatase 2 (gene SSH2). Gene Ontology annotation, biological process: negative regulation of actin filament polymerization; protein dephosphorylation; actin cytoskeleton organization. Gene Ontology annotation, molecular function: actin binding; protein tyrosine/serine/threonine phosphatase activity. The record is from RefSeq and is a predicted model, not a curated record. The transcript is spliced from 12 exons. Gene Ontology annotation, cellular component: cytoplasm. The coding region runs from base 809 to 4717 and encodes 1302 amino acids. NCBI's taxonomy places the organism in Eukaryota, Metazoa, Chordata, Amphibia, Anura, Bombinatoridae.